Molecule: messenger RNA, 11304 nt
Organism: Coregonus sp. 'balchen'
Lineage: Eukaryota; Metazoa; Chordata; Actinopteri; Salmoniformes; Salmonidae
Source: the annotation of a GenBank genome assembly
AUGAGGACAAGCCUGAAGAGCCUGUUCUUGGGGAGGGCUUUGUCUUUCCUCUUUGGGACCUUUGACUCCACCAUGCUGACUGGUCAGGGAUUGUUGGACAGGGCUCUGUCUACUGCAGCUGAGCUCCAUGCCUUUGCCGCCACACACAAGAGACCUCCUGGGAGCCACGAUGCCUGCGUCAACACAGACCCAGCUUCUCCUCACUCAGAUGAAGCCGUUUCUGCCCAACCUGCUGUCACUACUGCUGUUUCUGGACCUGCCACUCUCCCUCCUGAAUUGUUCCUGAAUCUGCGGUUCCCUAGAGACCCUCCUGUCCAGGACACAGAGACACCACGGGAGACCCAAUUAGAGAGGAACACGGUGAGAGGACUAUAUAAUGAAAACAUCUAAUGGAACAUGUUCAAUACACCGGUACAGAUCAUUUAUCCUGUUUCAUGCAUAUUAUUAUUUAUUACUUUUUUUACUUUUACCCCUUUUUCUCCCCACCACAAGGAGUCGCUAGAGCGCGAUGGAACAAGGAAUUCCCAGCCGGUCAAACUCUCCCCUAACCCGGACGACGCUGGGCCAAUUGUGCGCCGCCUCAUGGGUCUCCCGGUCACGGCCGAACCCGGGUCUGUAGUGACGCCUCAAGCACUGCAAUGUUUCAUGCAUUUUAAUCGCUAUGUAAUGGUCUUAUCUCUCUCUCUCCCUGACUCUCAGGAUGUGCAGGGUCGUCAGUUCAUAAAUGUGAUAGAUCUGGAGGAUGGGGCUCUGCUACAGGAGUUGCCUGCGGUGCGGGACCGGGACGUCACCCCCUUUCAGCCCUCUCCCCCCACCUCUGCACAACUCCACCUGCUAGCAGCCUCCGUCACCAACUCAGCCCCUCCGGAACUCACUGCAGACACCAGAGCAGAGGAUGACCUACCCCAAGCUCAGCCAGGUAGUCUGAGUCAAUAUCAUCUAUUCACUCUGCUACAAUAACAGUAGAGUUGUAGCUACGUUUCUCCAAAUACAGUAUUGUCUGUCUGUAAUAUGUCCUGUGUCUCCUCCAGGCAUCUCUGUAGCGUCCCCUCCACAUGCCCACCCUGAGCCCAGUGGAAACCCAGUGAGUCAGCCUGCUGCAGGAGAGGAGAGCCCCAGGCCGGGCCAUGGAGACCAGGAGUCCAUGGUCCCAUCGCGGAGCUCCAUCCAGGGCCUCAGUGAUCCAGGUGUCUGCCCAUCUGUCUGAGAUGGAUGCCCAGCUAGCUGCCUUACAGAACAUCGCAGAUUACAUGGAAAGAGAGUUUGCCAAUAGCAGACUGGUAACGUAGCUUUGUGGGAUUUACAUUUAUACUCCUAAACUGGCCUGUGUCCUCUUGUCUGCCUGAUUAUUGGCAAGUCAAUGAGUGUUGGAGAGAAGAACACCACUGAACAACUCACCUCCUUGCAGCAGUAUUCAGGUCUGUAUCAUCUGCUUUAGUAAGCUGUAUGUUGAUUGUGUGUUUCUCUUGCAGAUUUGACAGACAUGGAUGGAGCAUCUGGAAAGUAAGUGUGUGAACUGAUAGUGCUCAUUUAACAUUUCUAAAUGUUACUAAAUACAUUACUGCUGUUAGUUACCCUCUGUGCAUUACCCUCUUACAUUUUUUAUUAGAUUUCUUAACUCAAAAGUUAAGCAUUUAACUUUACUUGUGCACGUGACAACUUUAAUUGAACUGACUAUCUCCUGGGACAAGAUGUGUGCAGGGGUCACAAGGGAAGGAUCACAAUAAAGGAAACCCAUUGAUGUGCCUUUAUUUACAUUUACAUCAUUUAGCAGACGCUCUUAUCCAAAGCGACUUACAAAUUGGUGCAUUCAAGUUAUGAUUUUUUUUUGAGGAGGGGGGGUCUGGGGUAGAAGGAUUACUUUAUACUAUUCCAGGUAUUCCUUAAAGAGAUAGGGUUUCAAGUGUCUCCGGAAGGUGGUCAGUGACUCCGCUGUCCUGGCGUCGUGGGGGAGCUUGUUCCACCAUUGGGGUGCCAGAGCAGCGAAUAGCUUUGACUGGGCUGAGCGGGAACUGUGCUUCCGUAGAGGUAGGGGAGCUAGCAGGUCAGAGGUGUAUGAACGUAGUGCCCUCGUUUGGGUGUAGGGUCUGAUCAGAGCCUGAAGGUAAGGAGGUGCCGUUCCCCUCACAGCUCCGUAGGCAAGCACCAUGGUCUUGUAGUAGAUGCGAGCCUCAACUGGAAGCCAGUGGAGUGUGCGGAGGAGCGGGGUGACAUGAGAGAACUUGGGAAGGUUGAACACCAGACGGGCUGCAGCGUUCUGGAUAAGUUGUAGGGGUUUAAUGACACAGGCAGGGAGCCCAGCCAACAGCGAGUUGCAGUAAUCCAGACGGGAGAUGACAAGUGCCUGGAUUAGGACCUGUGCCGCUUUCUGUGUAAAGUAGGGUCGUACUCUGCGAAUGUUGUAGAGCAUGAACCUGCAGGAAAAGGUCACCGCUUUGAUGUUAGCGGAGAACGACAGGGUGUUGUCCAGGGUCACGCCAAGGUUCUUUGCACUCUGGGAGGAGGACACAAUGGAGUUGUCAACCAUGAUGGCGAAAUCAUGGAGCGGGCAGUCCUUCCCCGGGAGGAAGAGCAGCUCCGUCUUGCCGAGGUUCAGCUUGAGGUGGUGAUCUGACAUCCACACUGAUAUGUCUGCCAGACAUGCAGAGAUGCGAUUCACCACCUGGUUAUCAGAAGAGGGAAAGGAGAAAAUUAAUUGUGUGUCGUCUGCAUAGCAAUGAUAGGAGAGACCAUGUGAGGAUAUGACAGAGCCAAGUGACUUGGUGUAUAGAGAGAAUAGGAGAGGGCCUAGAACUGAGCCCUGGGGGACACCAGUGGUGAGAGCACGUGGUGCGGAGACAGAUUCUCGCCACGCCACCUGGUAGGAGCGACCUGUCAGGUAGGACGCAAUCCAAGAGUGAGCAGCGCCGGAGAUGCCCAACUCGGAGAGGGUGGAGAGGAGGAUCUGAUGGUUCACAGUAUCAAAGGCAGCGGAUAGGUCUAGAAGGAUAAGAGCAGAGGAGAGAGAGUUAGCUUUAACAGUGCGGAGAGCCUCCGUGACACAGAGAAGAGCAGUCUCAGUUGAAUGACCAGUCUUGAAACCUGACUGGUUUGGAUCAAGAAGGUCAUUCUGAGAGAGAUAGCAGGAGAGUUGGCUAGAGACGGCACGCUCAAGAGUUUUGGAGAGAAAAGAAAGAAGGGAUACUGGUCUGUAGUUGUUGACAUCAGAGGGAUCGAGUGUAGGUUUUUUGAGGAGGGGUGCAACUCUCGCUCUCUUGAAGACGGAAGGGACAUAGCCAGCGGUCAAGGAUGAGUUGAUGAGCGAGGUGAGGUAAGGGAGAAGGUCUCCGGAAAUGGUCUGGAGAAGAGAGGAGGGGAUAGGGUCAAGCGGGCAGGUUGUUGGGCGGCCGGCCGUCACAAGUCGCAAGAUUUCAUCUGGAGAGAGAGGGGAGAAAGAAGUCAAAGCAUAGGGUAGGGCAGUGUGAGCAGGACCAGCGGUGUCAUUUGACUUAAUAAAUUAGGAUCGGAUGUCGUCAACCUUCUUUUCAAAAUGGUUGACGAAGUCAUCCACAGAGAGGGGAGGGGGAGGAGGAGGAGGUGGCAAAGAGCUUCCUAGAGUUAGAGGCAGAGGCUUGAAAUUUAGAGUGGCUGAAAGUGGCUUUAGCAGCAGAAACAGAGGAAGAAAAUGUAGAGAGGAAGGAGUGAAAAGAUGACAGGUCCGCAGGGAGUCUAGUUUUCCUCCAUUUCCGUUCGGUUGCCCGAAGCCCUCUUCUGUGAGCUCGCAAUGAGUCGUCAAGCCACGGAGCAGGAGGGGAGGACCGAGCCGGCCGGGAGGAUAGGGGACGUAGAGAGUCAAAAGAUGCAGAAAGGGAGGAGAGGAUGGUUGAGGAGGCAGAAUCAGGAGAUCGGAGGGAGAAGGAUUUAGCAGAGGGAAGAGAUGAUAGGAUGGAAGAGGAGAGAGUAGCGGGAGAGAGAGAGCGAAGGUUGCGACGGCGCAUUACCAUCUGAGUAGGGGCAGAGUGAGUAGUGUUGGAGGAGAGCGAGAGAGAAAAGGAUACAAAGUAGUGGUCGGAGACUUGGAGGGAGGUUGCAGUGAGAUUAGUAGAAGAACAGCAUCUAGUAAAGAUGAGGUCAAGCGUAUUGCCUGCCUUGUGAGUAGGAGGGGACGGUGAGAGGGUGAGGUCAAAAGAGGAAAGGAGUGGAAAGGAGGAGGCAGAGAGAAAUUAGUCAAAGGCAGACGUAGGGUGGUUAAAGUCACCCAGAACUGUGAGGGGUGAGCCAUCCUUUAUCCUUUAUGCUGUUAUAUUAUUUGAAAGUGGCUCAACUGUUCAUGGGAGCAUGUGGAAGGAAGUAGGUACUGUGUGUGUCUUGUCAUGACUUCUCUUGGGACCAGAGAAUCAGCAUCAUCGUAUUAUCGGUACUCAUGGUGCUUUCAAGACAACUCUGAACCUCUGAGUUAAAAUGUGCAUACGGUUUUUGCGUAGAGCUUCCUAUUGGUUGAUUCUGAUACUUUCAAAGGGGGAAACUCUGAGCUCAUCUUUAUACAAUGAGUUUCCAAGUGAAAUUUCAGUUUCGAGUUGUCUUGAACGUAGCAUCAGCAUCAUGCCACAUCUUUGUAGUGUAUUGAUUGAGUUUGUCAUGUCAGUUUUCAGAGAUCCAGUGUGUGUGUGUGUGUGUAUAUAUGACAUUUUUGUUUUGUGUUUAAAAUACCUGUAAAUUAUUAUUUUUUAUAAGAAUUUAUGUACAUAAUCAGCUGAUGUUGAUUUCCAUGAAAUAAAGUGUUUGAAUGUAUUCUUUGUGCUUUGAUGCAUAGUUCAACAUGUUUUUGCUAUAUUUUUUUAUAAAGACUGAUGUGCUAUGACGUGUCUCUUUUUUUUUUUGGAAGAUACAACAUCUUGACAUUGGUUACUUCAAAUAACAUCUACGCAAAAGUCAACUACUGUAUGUGGGAACAUUAUCAGUAGAUAGAAAUGACCACUGGGUGGCAGUGGCUUAGGCGCUUUUGUUGAAAUAUUGAAGCAGCUUCCGGGGUUAUAGUUCAAGUAAACUUUGAAACAUGGAUCCUAACAAAACGGGCAAUGGUAAACGUUAUUAGCUGUUUUUUGGGGAGUAAAUUUGAUAAUUAUCUAAAUAAAUGGUUGCAGGAAACAAUGUUUCUAGCAAGCAUGAUUAUUCAGUGUGCUGAAAGUUCGAUCAUCCUAUUGUUACUGCUUGCUAGCUAGCAUUUUUGGUAGCCAGCUAACGUUAGUUACUACAGGAACUCUUUCAAUGAGCAAUGCAUUCUGAAAUAUUUUCUGAAUUAAACAUGUUUCCAACCUGCAAAGUAGCUCAAUCUAAACAAAGUGUGUGUCCUCGUGCAGCUUUCAAUCCACAGCACGCGGCAGUAGUAAAUAACUUUAGUUAGCUGUUUGUCUGGAGUGUAGUCGGUUUAUCAGUCAAUGAUGUAUACAAACUGUCAUAGUGUGACGAUGCUAACAUAUUGUACAAGUAUUGACAUUUGUAUCUAUUUCUUGUUUUAAAAAACAAAGUCAAGUGGUGAAUGAAUGAAGCAGUCAGUGGGAAUGAAACUUUUUCCUGUCUUUUAGCGUCCUACCAGAGGAAUGCAGAUAUGGCCUCUGUCAUGGGAUUCUCUGGCUUUGGUAAGUGUUACUUUCCUUGGCCUUCAUAUCAACCUGAUAUCAACCAACGGUGGAAAAAGUACCCAAUUGUCAUACUUGAGUGAAAGUAAAGAUCCCAUAAUAGAAAAUGACUGAAGUGAAAGUCACCCAGUAAAAUCCUAUUUGUGUAUACUUAAAUAUAAAUAGUAAAUGUAAUUGCUAAAAUAUACUAAAGUAUCAAAAGUAAAAGUAUAAACCAUUUCAAAUUCCUUAUAUUAAGCAAACCAGACGGCACCAUUUUCUUAUUUGUAUUUUUUUUUUACAAUUUACGGAUAGCCAGGGGCAUGCUCCAACCCUCAGACAGUUUACAAACGAAGCAUGUGCUUAGUGAGUCCGCCAGAUCAGAGGCAGUAGGGAUGACCAGGGAUGUUCUCAUGAUAAGUGUGUGAAUUAGACCAUUUUCCUGUCCUGCUAAGCAUUCAGGGGAAAUGUAUGGAGUAAGACAUCAUUGUAAAGACAAGAAGUGUAAAGUUGUCAAAAAUAUAAAUAGUAAAAUAAGUACAGAUCACUGAUAUCAACAACAAAUUCACCAUAAAUGUGUUUUAAAAUGUGAAUACAGCAUUUUCAUACCAGCCUUUCUCGCUUCCAUCUAGGAAAGAAAGCCUGCAUUUUUCAGCUGGAUGGCAUCUUUGAGCAGACCCGAAGACCGCUGACGACACACAACUGACGACACACAACUAAUCUUCUCCUUUCCCCCUUCUGAUCUCGCCAUCACGGUUGACAACUCCGUUGUGUCCUCCUGCCAGAGUGCGAAGAGCCUUGGCGUGACCCUGGACAACACCCUGUCGUUCUCCGCUAACAUCAAGGCGGUGACCCGAUCCUGCAGGUUCAUGCUCUACAACAUUCGGAGAGUACGACCCUACCUUACACAGGAAGCGGCACAGGUCCUAAUCCAGGCACUUGUCAUCUCCCGUCUGGAUUACUGCAACUCGCUGUUGGCUGGGCUCCCUGCCUGUGCCAUUAAACCCCUACAACUCAUCCAGAAUGCCGCAGCCCGUCUGGUGUUCAACCUUCCCAAGUUCUCUUACGUCACCCCGCUCCUCCGCACACUCCGCACACUCCACUGGCUUCCAGUUGAAGCUCGCAUCUGCUACAAGACCAUGGUGCUUGCCUACGGAGCUGUGAGGGGAACGGCACCUCCGUACCUUCAGGCUCUGAUCAGUCCCUACACCCAAACGAGGGCAUUGCGUUCAUCCACCUCUGGCCUGCUGGCUCCCCUACCUCUGUGGAAGCAUAGUUCCCGCUCAGCCCAGUCAAAACUGUUCGCUGCUCUGGCACCCCAAUGGUGGAACAAGCUCCCUCACAACGCCAGGACAGCGGAGUCACUCACCACCUUCCGGAGACAUUUGAAACCCCACCUCUUUAAGGAAUACCUGGGAUAGGAUAAAGUAAUCCUUCUACCCCCCCCUUACCCCAACCCCCAAACCAAAAACAAAAAAACAAACAAAAAAAACAUUGUAAAGUGGUGAUCCCACUGGCUGUAAGGUGAAUGCACCUAUUUGUAAGUCGCUCUGGAUAAGAGCGUCUGCUAAAUGACGUAAAUGUAAUGUAAAUGAGUCAGCAAGUAUUAGGUUUAUGACAUAGCUAAGUGCAUUUUAACUCAGUUUUAGUGUGUGGGUGUUUUAAGUGUCUAACUUCUGUUGUGUCUCCCUCAGAGGAGAGGCAGAAGGAAGAGGCAGAGGAUAGCUCCCAUACAGCCAAGGCAUCAAGCUCCAAACAGAGAGACAGAGCUCCUGCACACAGGUAACACACACAAUCCAUCCUAACUGACCAAUUACUUUUACAUGCUCUGAGUUAAAAUAACUGGGUGGGAGGUUCAUUCAAUUGCACUGGAUUUAGUAUUUUAUUAGGAUCCCCAAUAGCUGUUGCUAAGGCAGCAGCUACUCUUCCUGGGGUCCACAUAAAACAUGGCAUAAUACAGAACAUUAAUGAACAAGAACAGUUCAAGGACAGAACUACAUACAUUUUAAGAAUCGAGUGUUGUUAUUAUUACCAGUGUGUGAUUGGCUGGAUUAUAAUAACCCAUGGGCCUCUAUCACCCUCUACCAUGCAGGAAGAAGGAGAGUGGCAGCGGCAGCAGUGACUCAGAGCUCAUCCCCCACCCCCCCAGUGCCCCAACAUCUGAUUGGUCAGGAGGAGGAUGAUAACUUGGUGGGGCCACCACUACCACCAGGGUACAGAGAAAGCACAGCAGACGAUGAUAAUGAGGAUAUGCAGAUGAAGAAGAUGAUGUAAGUCUGUUUGUGUUUCCACUUUGCACACAAGGAAACGACUGAACGUUUUACAUAGAUUUACUUGAGGUUAAAAAACAUCCGCUCCCAUACUGUUGCUAAACCACUUCUUAAGUACAUACAUUUACAUUAGCAGGACAAGUAUAUUCAUACUGAUGAUCUUCAUACGUUUCAGUCUGCAACACUGAAAAAUGUACAGUCAUAAAAGCCGCAUAAUUAUUUUUGUGUUGUGUUCUUACUAUGUUAUACCACCAGAGGGUAGCACAGUCUUAGCAUUGCCUGAGACUAGCUUUAUCGUUCCAUUUUACACAAUGGUCUUCACAAGGAAUCAUGGGAAGCAAGAGUUGGCUUUCUCACACCAAGCUCCUGAUAAAAAACCAUUGUUUUAAAGUAUGUAGGCCACUGAAAGGCAGCGCCCAAAGACACUUGGCCAGAUGGUUUUCUCCUUAAAAAAACGUAUCUCUCAUCUCCCCCUCUCACUCUGAGUAGUAAAUGUCUCUUCGCUGUGUGUGCGAUAUGGGUGAUGUAGUCCAUAGUGUUGUCACGAGACCAGUAUAACUAUACCAGGAAGCAAAGGAAAAUAAACAGUCCUAAUGUUGGAAAAAACAGCCUUAUAUUGUCACCCAGAGUCACAUUUGUUUCUUUUCCAAGCUAUAGCACAUAAUAUUGUAUAGAAAUAGGUUUUAAAGGACUAUAGAGUUUAGUCUGCUUUGUGUUUUUCUUUUUUGACAAGGAAAAUGUGGUAUCGUAGUAUUGCGAUACUGGUAUCGUGACAACACUAAUAGCCUAGACACCCAGCGUUCUCAGGGCAGGGGUGAUUUGAGGCCACCACAGUGAUGGAUGGUGUCCUGUGACAGGUCGGCCUCUGGUAAUAACACAGCCCUCAGGCCAAACAAAGCCCUCCCAUUGGGUGCAGGUGUAGCUAGUGGGCACUGCUGUGGAAGAAAACCAGCCUGUAACAUAUCACACAGCCCAUUAAAGCUGAAAUAUCGUGUAUGACAGAGUGCCAGGCAGCCCACUCCACCACCAACCACCAACACAUGUAUGACAGUCCACUUCCUCUCUCUCUCUCAGAAUCCAGUGAAGAAGAUUCCAGACACUCAUGAGUUCACUCUGUAGCAUGGCUCUAAAACAGUAAGUAUUUUCCUACUUUUCUCCCUUUUAAACCCCCUCUAUAUUUAUUAACUGCAAUUUUAUAGCACCUUCCAAUGUGGAUUCCAAGUCCAAACUGCUCAUUGGUGCUCAAUGCACUCAUGAGCACGUUUUACAUAUAGCACCCAGUAAUGAGCAUAUUUCCCAGUGAACCUCUCCUCAGAUUCAUCAAAAGGCUAGGCAAUGCACAGCCAGACGAACGACUGGGACUCUCAGCCAAGAUUGUGUCCAUUGUGCACUAAGCUGAGCCGUCAUUCUCUGGCUGGUUAGAAUGUGCGCUAGUAGCCUGGCAGCUAAUAUGUGUUAGUUGUAAGCUCCCUGGCAGGUGAAGUAACCUCUGUCUGCUCCUUCCCUGCUCAGGUGUCCGCCUUGGCAUUGGACCCCUCUGGAUCCCGCCUGGUCACCGGGGGAUACGACUUUGACGUGCGCUUCUGGGACUUUGCUGGGAUGGAUGCAGCUCUGAAUUCCUUCAGGACAAUACAACCCUGUGAAUGGUGAGUCCACCACCUAGACUAGAACAUACACAUACCUACCGAAGCGCUCACACACAUGCACAAACGUGUUGUUGUCUCGCUUCAGUGAACCUCAUGUUAACGGUAGUACCUCAUGUCUGAGGAAUGGAUCCUCGCACUUUAAUUGGAGAGCUUGUGUACAUGUGUAUCACUGUGUAUUUAAUUUGAGUUUUGUGGAACCCAUCAGGGAAUGCAUUCUCAGGGGUUUUGAGAACCAAUGGGCUGAGCUGGAGCGGGCUUUCCCUGAAUGUUAUUAGCAGAACUCUACGCCAUAUUUAGCCUGAUUACAGAGCCAUCCAUUAGCUUUUGCAGUCACUGACACACUGGGCCAUAUUUGGAGAGCCGUGCGAAGCCCACUGUUCCUCCCUUCAUGUCCUGCAGGGCUCACACUAAUGUUAGGGUCUUCUCCUCAACGAGGAACCUUGAUUGGUUCACUGACUCUUUCUCUAAAGGAAAUCCAAUGAGUGAUUCCUGCACUGUGUUCAAGUCCCUGGAGAUAGGAACCCACUUUAUUUAACAAUGGUCCCCAUCCCUGAGCUUUCUGCUUCCCACACGAAAAUGUCUCUGGCCCCUCUACCCCCUGCUGUGUUAAUGCGGUUUGAUAUUGACCUGAAUUGCUAUCUGCACUUUGGGAGAGUAGUUAUGUGCGUGCCGCGUGUUGUAUGCUUGUGCAGCUUAGUGGGUAACAGUUCAGCAAACAGAUUGGUAUUGUGAAGGGGUUGCUGGUGGAGCUAAAUACCAAUCUUUGGGCUCAUUUGAGCCCUCCGCUCUCCUUUUGUUGCUGGAAAGAAGAAACCCAACUAUGUCUAGUGCAGCCAAGGCUAGGCUCGGUGUGUGUUCCAUUCUCCUGUUCCAGUCUGAUGGGCUUUUCAUUGUGUUGAGUCUGAGGGACAGAGGGAGACCCAGACCUAGACAUCUCCACUGUCUGUCUGUAUUAUAGCACUUUACAUUGUUUGCGAGAUCAGACAUAAUAUCACUCACUAUACUGAGUUUUCAUUUUUGGAAGUUGCUUUCAUUUCAUUCAGCGCAUCUAAUUUGUAAACAUUUCAACUGUAUUAAAUUAUUAAUUUUUAUUUAUUAAAGUUAUUUAUUAUCUUUCUUGUGCUGUAAGUGUCGAGACGAUGCGUUAAAUCUCAGACGAAGUGUUCUUAUAGAUGCAACAGAAAAACAACGUAUUCCAUUGAGACCAUUUCAGCCAUUACCGGGUGUGUGUUUGACAGGUCAUUACAAACAUUUCCACGAUUAUAACAUUAACAGGAAAAAACGACAGGCACAAGCAAGAAUAUGAAAGAGUCGCAGGAGUAAAUAGAAAGCAAUCAAUCCAGCGAGAUUUAAGUGACAAGUGGAUUUUGCAUCCCUCAAACACAGGAAAUAGAUGGCUGAAAAAGACAUCCUCAGGUGGGCGGGGCAUGCGCACUGCAUCGCUCUGUGAUGUGUGUUGUCACGGUUCCUAUGGUUAUAGGAGCCUAUUGGUUAUUUUAGUCUGUUUUAAAACUUCUUCAGGAUUGAAAGCUGUUAUAUAACAAUGCUGAAUCUCUGAUGGAUUUCCUACUUAUUCCUUCCUGAUUCCAGGAAUCUUCGAACCAGGAAUUCUGGAAAACCAGGGAAUUUCGUGAAAGUUACUGGAUUUUUGCAACCCUACACAGGAAUGAUAAGUAAAAAGCUUUGCCUUUCUCAUCCUCUCACUUUGUGUCCCCUCUCAGCCACCAGAUCAGGUCCCUGCAAUACAGCAUCACCGGUGAUGUCAUCCUGGUGGUCUCUGGGAAUGCCUAG